AUUUCGACUGCGCCCGAGCAAAAAAAAGGAGCCCAACCAUACCAGAUUGUAGUGAUCGCGAUAACACCGACAGGGGAGAAGUCAGCACCGGGAGGGGAAGGACACCUCAGCGCUUCAGGGGCGUGUAGGAUCUUUAGUGAGGAUUCGCUGGUGGUCACCCACCCAACUACUAACUCACCGGCGUGUGGCUCGGGUGGGUGCCGCCCGGGUGAGUUUAGGGUGCGCGCCGCUUUACCGUUGCGCGACCAGGGUGAGAGAGGGUGA
Messenger RNA from Penicillium mononematosum, 264 nucleotides. RefSeq lists its product as uncharacterized. The record is from RefSeq and is a predicted model, not a curated record. The annotation marks the transcript as partial. The transcript has 2 exons. Lineage: Eukaryota; Fungi; Ascomycota; Eurotiomycetes; Eurotiales; Aspergillaceae.